This is a messenger RNA of Alexandromys fortis (reed vole), 534 nucleotides long. RefSeq lists its product as uncharacterized. Lineage: Eukaryota; Metazoa; Chordata; Mammalia; Rodentia; Cricetidae. The transcript has a single exon. The record is from RefSeq and is a predicted model, not a curated record. Bases 120 to 506 code for a protein of 128 amino acids.
AGAGCUCGGCGGUGGGCGCGGCGUGGCCGUGGCCCCGUGGGUCGUGGGGCCGGCGGGUCGAGGUAGAGGACACUAUUCAGGGGAGAGCCAGAAAGCUUAUAGCCCAGCUUUGAGUAAAGAUGACUUCCUUGUUCACUCAAGAAAUCCACCUUUCUAAAAGGCAUGAAGAAAUAGUGUCACGAAGAUUAAAGUUACUUCAGAAAAUGAGGACUAAUUUUGGUGAUCAGAACGCAGGCAGGGCAUGUCUCCUCCAAGCCACUGAGACUGCUCUAAAGAGGAACGUCAGCCUCUUGCAGGACAUAGAAGCUGUAGAGAAGUCUUUACAGGCCAGUCUUAAGCCACACCCACAGCCUGCAGUGCGGUCUCUUGAGACUCGUUACUGGGCAUCAGUAGAAGAACAUGUCCCCAAAUGGAAACAGUUCCUUUUGGGAAGAGCCCCGUACCCAAUUGGUGGUGAAAAUCAAACUGAGGCAGGAAACACCAUUCAAAAUGAGGCACAGCGGUAACUUCACGUGUAACUCAGGAAACUAAAAC